GCAACCUGUUCUUCUCAGUUGAUAUUAACAGCAAAAGCACAGCGUUAUCUCCAACGUAUUUGGCUUUCAAUUAACUACAUGAGAACCAUAUAGAAAUUAGCCUGUGACCUACAGGAUAGAGAUUUACAUAAUUUGAUCAAACAUUACAGUAGAUGAUACUCAGAUUUUCUCUCAGAGGCAGGACUCCAACACGCAGUGGAAAAACAACAAAAGGAACACGACAGAAAGCAGGAAAGGGAAGAUGAAAGACCGACUUCAAGAACUAAAGCAGAGAACAAAGGAAACCGAACUCUGUAGAGACAGUCACGUGCUGGCUACGGAAGCAGACGAACAAGGGGCGUUGGAGCAACAAGCUGUCAUUUACGAAAGGGAGCCUGUGGCCGAGAGACACCUCCAUGAGGUCCAAAAGCUACAAGAGGCUAUUAACAACUUCACAGAUGACGUUCAAAAAUUUGGACAGCAUCAGAAAAGCCUGGUGGCUUCAAUGAGAAGGUUUAGUCUACUUAAGAGAGAUUCUAGCACUACGAGGGAGCUAAAAACCCAGGCAGAACACAUUAACAGAAGCUUGGCUGAGUUAGUUAAAGAAGUGAAAAAGUCAGAGGCUGAAAAUGGACCCGCAUCAGCGGUCACAAGGAUACUCAGAUCUCAGCACGCCGCAAUGGCGCGUCGCUUUCAGCAGACCAUGUUCAUGUACAACGACAUCAUAGCAGCAAAGCAAGACAAGUGCGAGACGUUUAUUUUCCAGCAGCUUGAAGUUGCGGGGAAACAGAUGCCUGAAGAAGAGGUGCGUGAGAUGCUUCAUCAAGGAAAGUGGGAAGUGUUCAACGAAAGCUUGCUUACGGAAGUCAGUAUCACGAAAGCACAACUCUCGGAAAUCGAGCAGAGACAUAAGGAACUUGUUAAUUUGGAGAACCAAAUAAAGGACUUACGGGAUCUUUUUAUUCAAAUAUCUGUUCUGGCUGAAGAACAAGGAGAAAGUAUCAAUAACAUUGAAAUGAUAGUGAACAGCACAAAAGAUUACGUUAACAACACGAAAGAGAAAUUUGGACUAGCUGUAAAAUACAAAAGAAGAAACCCAUGCAGGGCGCUGUGCUGUUGGUGCUGUCCAUGCUGUAGCUCAAAAUAAAAAAGCUAUUUUA
Octodon degus (degu) is the source of this 1139-nucleotide messenger RNA. It is a transcript of the gene Stx19, whose product is annotated as syntaxin 19. Gene Ontology annotation, cellular component: presynaptic active zone membrane; synaptic vesicle; plasma membrane. The transcript has 2 exons. Gene Ontology annotation, biological process: exocytosis; intracellular protein transport; synaptic vesicle fusion to presynaptic active zone membrane. Gene Ontology annotation, molecular function: SNAP receptor activity; SNARE binding. Bases 242 to 1126 code for a protein of 294 amino acids. Lineage: Eukaryota; Metazoa; Chordata; Mammalia; Rodentia; Octodontidae. The record is from RefSeq and is a predicted model, not a curated record.